CAGAUUUCGCUGCUUCUCUUUGGCUUGUCUCUCAGCGCCAACAUGUGGAUCCAGCAAACGACGAUAUCCAGUGUCAUUAUCUGCACCACAGCUUUCGGCAUGCUCUUCUAUGCAGUCACUAUCUUCGUGUCAGUGUGGCGUGCAGACAGUCCUUUCCAGACACCAGGGUCGGAGAUAGUUGGUGCUCUCUGCAAAAGAUGCCUUCAAGUCAGAUCAACGUUGACUCAUAACAUAUUCAGUAAAUCGUCCGCUAUACGCUGGAUCCUGGAGACAUCAACGAACCCGGAAGUCGUCGAGGCUGCGGCUGCGAUGAUACCUCUCACGCAAUGGUCGCGGGAGCUUGAUGCUUCUGCGGCAUACGCACGAUUACGUGAUAACUUCUCGGCGUGUCGUGACAGUGAAGAACUGUUUGUGAAGUGUGGCAAGGCCAUGGCCCAUCUUUGCAGCCAGUCGGUGAAAAUCCAUCGAGUGCUUCUGUUGAAAUCUUUGAACAUAUGGCAUUAUUGGGGAGGCAAGAGUCGCUUUCUUCGUGAUGCGUUCAUGGAUAGCCGCCUCGCCUGCCAUCAGCUCAAUAAUACAAAGGAGGAAGAUGCUCGACGGAAGCAUAAGGCCGAUGUACGCACCGCUCUCAGAACAAUGGUUGUCCAUGGAUUAUUCGAUCGUCUUUCACUUCCGGACAAUGAAAAAUUGAUUUGGCAGGGUGAUCUGCGAUGGCGUCACAGCAAUGGGCUCGUCCCCGGCUGUGAAGAAUUUGACUGGCUUAUCGAUUACCUAGUGGAUGAAGCGGACGACGAACCAGACGAAGCAACGCAAGGUGAUGCCCUACUCGUGCUAAAUGCCAUGCGCGGACUAGGAAGCUCUGCCAAGCAACAAUCGUACAUCAAAGCGCUUACCCUUUGUAUGGGCCCCACCAGACCUCCCCGAGUCCGACAUGCUGCACUUAAAGCCAUUUCUGACGCUCGAGGAGAAAUAGUUUCUAUCACCGACAGCCAUGACAAUGCAAAACUCCUGGAUGACCUGUCUUGCGCUCUUUUCACUGCCGUAUGUCCCAAUCACGACCAGACAAUCCACGACACCGGACCCGAUGCUUUUUUCAACGCAGAUCGAGACCAUUGCUACUUCCGCCUCGUCUUUGCCCUAGCAAAGCACGACGAAUGGCGCCAACGUCUGACCCGCGAUGGCCAUCUCGAGCGUUGCAUUUCUCUGUUUGACGAAGUUUUGGAAUGCGAGACAUGGACUCUCGCAUGCUACCUUAUUGGGAUCUUCAUGCGCAUCGAUCCCUCAGACAGGGUUCUUCCUUUCAGCCCUACGAAGGAGAAGUGGCGGAUGAUCGUCAGAAAAUCAUGGAGGCACACACGCUAUCUCAUGCUGCGCGACUUUGUCGAGACGCUACCAGCCCUCGUGACAGUGACGAGACAGAAUUUUACAGGCUCGAAUGAUGGCGUUUCCAGCGAGGAGUUAACAGAUCUCGCCGAAGAUGUGCAUCGAUAUUUGGCCAAAUUGCAGGACAGACAAGCAAUCCUUGUGAAUAGUGAGGCAGAUAGUCUAUUUGACGUUGCGCUAUCCUCUGUACAGGGCUUGUACGACGAUCUAAGUCAUAUGAUUGAGACCCAGAAGACUUCGUAAAGAGACGACCUGUCUUUGUGGGCAAUAUUGCGGAAGAAUGUGCGGACACACCAGGAUAUAUAUAUAUACAUUAUCUUCAUCUAUAUAGUCAAUCUAGAACACCUUAGCUACCUCCUGUAUACGCUACAUAGUUAUCAC
Messenger RNA from Suillus paluster, 1764 nucleotides. RefSeq lists its product as uncharacterized. Bases 43 to 1626 code for a protein of 527 amino acids. Lineage: Eukaryota; Fungi; Basidiomycota; Agaricomycetes; Boletales; Suillaceae. The transcript has a single exon. The record is from RefSeq and is a predicted model, not a curated record.